Molecule: messenger RNA, 3383 nt
Organism: Mercenaria mercenaria
Lineage: Eukaryota; Metazoa; Mollusca; Bivalvia; Venerida; Veneridae
Product: probable serine/threonine-protein kinase roco4
Exons: 6
Coding region: 9-920 (303 amino acids)
Source: RefSeq, a predicted model, not a curated record
AAGAAGAUAUGAUAGAUGAAUUCUUCUACACACUGAGGAAAUCGCUUGUAGAUAAAGCAUCAAACUGUCACCUCACGGACGAAGAUUUCGGAAUAGACAAUUCUAUUGUUGAUACAAAUAUUGAAAAGCUGCGACAACACAUUUUUAAAGUAGCUUCAAGGCAAAGUUACUGGGGAGAAUUUAUUCCUGCAAGAUGGGUAACUCUGGAGAACAGUACUGACAAUUUAAAAGACAAGGGUGAAAAGGUUCUUCAAAAAUCUGAAUUCCGCGAUCUGAACUACCGUUUACCUGUUCCAUUAGAAACAGAGGAUGAACUAGAACUGUUUUUGAGAUUUCAUCAUGAAACUGGAAAUAUACUGUACUACAGAGAUGAUAAGCUAAACGACACCAUUGUCCUUGAUCCUCAGUGGUUGAUAGAUGCUUUUAAAAGCUUGAUUACUGCCAGGAUGUUCUGUUGUAGAAAGUCGGCAAUAUUGAAGAAAUGGAUCGAAUUUGACCAGUCAGCCAUCCUAACCCACGGACUUAUUGAUGCAGUUUGGGAUAAAGAGGAUAACUCAGUAUUUCAUGAGCACAAAGAAUUGUUGCUGAACUACCUGGAGAGGCUAGGAUUAAUUGCAAAACCCCAUGAAGAGUCUGUGACAGAUUACUACUUCGCUCCAUGCGUUCUUAAAACGUGCCCAAUGGCGGAUCUACUGUCGUGCCUUGAUUGUGAAAAUCAGAAAUCAACCAGUAAAUUGUGUUUUACGACGACAUCUGGAUUCCUACCUACAGCUGUUUUCAACAAACUUCUGGCGGCCUGCAUCAGUAAAUGGACUCUGUCAAACAUAAACGGAAAGCGCCUGAUAUUCUGUGGGUUCGGUGUAUUUGACCUUGAAAAUAAUCAUUCACUAUAUGUGCAUUUCUUUGACAAUGUUAUAUAGAUAUGGAUAACAAAACUAAGCAUAGAAGAUGAGCCAAACACUGAUUUAUGUUCAGAAGUAAAUGCCUUUGUUACGGAGUUUCUCCAUAACAAAUAUAGAUGUUCAAGCGAUAUCAAAACACUUCUGAGAUGUCAGUAUGCCGAAGUUCGCUCAAAUGAGAAUGGAUCUGGACUAGAUGAGAUUGUUGACAAGGAAGAGGUUGUAUGUAAAUGUAGAGCAUCGCAACACGUAUUACGGACAAAAGAGCUUACGAAAUACUGGUUCUUUGACGUAUCAUCUGAUAUGCACUUGGACAAUGCUCGUGAGCUUAAUGAAAAGGAGCUGAGUACCAUUGCACAAGCUAUUGGAGACGGAUGGCAGCUUUUAGGGUCUGAGCUUGGACUGACUGCAGUAGAAAUGGAGCACAUAUCUGCAGAUAACAAGAAAGUUGUCAUGCAAAUCUACUAAAUGCUGUUGAAAUGGCGUUCCAAAAAUGCAAACGAAGCCACAGUGGGUCGCCUUCAUAAAGCAAUGAAGCGCUGCAGAAAAGUUACAUUUGACUGGGCAGUUAUUGAAUCAGUAUUGGCCUAAACUCACUUGACAAAACUGUUAAAGAUUAGGCAUCGUAGAAACAUAUCAGUUUUAAAAUGAUAACUUUCCUAAAGAUAAAAUGCAAACAUGGCAUACAACGAGUUAAUAUACGCAUCUCAAGCGUGUAUGCAGAGUCCAUCUACCCGGAGUAGCAGACAUUAAGAUCUCUGCAUACUUUGAUGCCUUCAAUUUAGAGCAAUAUGAUCAUAUGAUCCCUUUUUCAGCAGGGAAUUAGUUAUUUCAAAAUAGUAAAAGCGCGUUUAUACAAAAUGGCUACAUUUAUACUGUAUUAUACAAAUUUACGAAAUACAGUACCAAGUUGCUUAUUUUAAGCAUGUGGUGAAUGGCGUUGCGUUAGCUGAGUGAUCAAGGGCACUGUUUUUGAUACAAAAUCCUGUCUGUUUUAUUGAAUGUUGGUAGUGUCAGAAAGAUAUCAGUUUGUACUUGAUAGAAUGCUUGGAGGAAAAUCUGAUGCCCUGAAUAGUCUUCAAAUAACUUAUGUGGGUAUGAUUGAAAGCUCACCAGACUAACCUUAACUCAUUAAAUCACAUCACAGUGCCUUUAUUACACGAUAGUUGAUGUGAAUAUCUUUAAAUGUUUUCCCAUUCACCGCCGUGGGUUCAAACCCUACGCGGGUCAUCAGCCAGGAAGUCAUAUAGCGUUUUCCGGAAUGUCGGUAGUUCUGAUGCAUUAUGUAAGGUUGGGUAUCUAGAGUCUUCUUCGUAUGACCUACAUUGUAUGUUUGCGACUUUAAAAAUAAAGCUACUUUAUGUCGUUGUGCCAAUGUGCUAAAAUCAUAUUUAUUUUGUUAGAAAAUAAAAUCUUGAUGAAGAUCCUUUGCAUACAUUAAAUGCAACCAAGCCUAGUAAUAGCAGAUUCGUUUUGAUUGAGUCAUCAGAGGUAAUGGAAAGUGCAACCCAACUUAUGGCCCCUAGCAUCGGCUUAAGCGGAACUCCAUAACUAUAAACACAGAUAUGGAUAAUGGACUCUAUGAUCCCCAUGGACCAGAAUUUAUAAAGAAAAUGCUGAAUGCAAGUACGAGGAGACUUUAAAGAAAAGUCAGAACUAUUAGAGAUAAGCGCGAUCCCUUUCAUUCUCAUCUUCACUAUUUUGACUGGUUUUCACUUGUAGAUACAUUUCCGUCAUGAAAUAAAUUUAGCAUUUUAAAUCAUAUUUCAGUAUAUAUUUUAAUCUAUAUAUAAAUUAUGGUUUUAUAACUAAGUGUGCCAUAAACAUGUAAGCUAACAAAGCCACUUUGAAACUGAAUACAUACAUGCUGAAAUCUGAGGAAGAUAACUGUUUGUCCUUUUUACAAGCAGUUUUAUCCGGAUAACACAUUUUAAAACGUAAAUGUAAUAAAAGUAAUUUUCGGAAAAACAUGGUACUGUUUUCUGAAUCAAAAUAGCAAGUAUUUGCACAACAGUUCGAGGUAAUUCAUUAAACGGUUUUUGUCUAGUAUGUGUACUUCUUGAUCUCAUUGGUUAGUACAUCAUAAAUUAUGUAUCGCCCAGUGUAAUAUUUUAAGUUGUGCAUCCGAACAUAUAUAUGUAUACUGAGGUCAUUUAACUGUCUUAAGUUAUAUGUAUGAUAGCCUACUGUAUAUAUACAACUUAUUUUUAAGAUCGAAGAUAUGACUAGAACACUAUGUUGCAAGCAGGUGCCUUGAGAACACUAAGAAUAUCAACAUCAAACAACCUAUUUUUAACAAGUUUAUUAGUACUUUGAACAAUGCAUGUUGAUAAUGACAGACAUGUAAUACAUGUAUGAAAGAAUGACACUCAUUGUAUAUGCACUUUAUAUAUAUGGAAUCAUGUUUCCUUGUUAUACCUGUCUUUAAAAUUGUUAUGCACUUAGUUUAUAAAUAAAGGGGUUGUCAUUUGACAAUUCCAAAGA